UUAUAACGUCACGUGCGUAUUACCUCCCUCAUUGGGUAGGGAAAUGUGUGGGCGGUGUACAGCGCUGUUUGAAUUCGUGCCUGAAAGAAGACUUCCAAACUACGAUAUAAAAUACUGUCUAGUGCUGUUGAUCUGAUAUUGUAUGGUCAUGCGGCACAAUAAAUCGGCACACAAGCGAAAGCCAUCGACCCCCAGACGCAGAUCUCCCCCUGCACCACCGUUAACAGCCAGAACCCGCCGCACCAGCGGACCCUCCGAAGCAUCCCCACGGAAGAAACACAGGUUUCGCCCUGGCACACGAGCGCUCAUGGAGAUACGCAAAUAUCAGAAGUCUACUGAUCUGUUGCUGCGCAAGGCCCCAUUUUCACGACUGGUGCGAGAGGUGUGUCAGACAUUUAGUCGAGAGCACAUGAUGUGGCAGGGAUAUGCUCUAAUGGCUUUACAGGAGGCUGCAGAAGCGUUCAUGGUCCGUCUGUUUUCCGAUGCCAACCUCUGUGCUAUUCAUGCCAAGAGGGUGACGUUGUUUCCACGUGACAUACAGCUUGCCCGGCGAAUCAGAGGUGUUGAACAUAUGUAAAGUUGAAUGUUGUUUUUUUUUUUUUGUUUUUUUUUUGGAUUUGAUGAAUUUCCUUUUCAGACUUGGAAAAGUAAGGACACUUUCUAUAUUUCCUGGCAUGUAAUCUUUUAUUUCAGACCUCAAAUCAGAUGUUAAAACAGUUGCAUAUAUGCAGCCAAAGAAACCUAAUGUUUGUAUCAACUGGAAGUCUAUUGGUGACAAAUGAACUCAUUUUUAAACUUUUUUUUUUUUUUUUUUAGAAUUGUGAUAUAAACAUUUUAUUCUGUGUUGUAAAGUUACAAAGAUUGUGUUCUUUUUCUGAAGAUGUUUAUAGUUAAUAAAUAGAUGUUUUGUAGUA
Ctenopharyngodon idella (grass carp) is the source of this 914-nucleotide messenger RNA. RefSeq names its product histone H3-like centromeric protein A. The transcript has 5 exons. The coding region runs from base 143 to 577 and encodes 144 amino acids. Gene Ontology annotation, cellular component: nucleosome. NCBI's taxonomy places the organism in Eukaryota, Metazoa, Chordata, Actinopteri, Cypriniformes, Xenocyprididae. Gene Ontology annotation, molecular function: protein heterodimerization activity; DNA binding; structural constituent of chromatin. The record is from RefSeq and is a predicted model, not a curated record.